AUGAAUAGAAAUUUAAUUUUUACAUUUAUUUUAUUGAUUGCACUUUCCGUUACCAAUGCUAUUCCGCUUGAGAAAAGAUCCACCGAUUUUACUUUUGGAUGUGUUGACGGUUUUAGAAACCCUAUAGAUGCAAUCAAUGCAAGCGUUUCUCCUGAUCCAGUGAUUUCUGGAAAAAAUGUUACUUUCAGUGUUUCUGGAACACUAAGUCAUAAAAUUAAUAAAAAUGGACGGAUUUUAAUUAGCUUUUUUGAUGCUUCAUUAGUCCUCAUAGAAGGUCAUGGCGCUCAAGCUCCUAAAACUAAAGCUAAACGUCAAUUUCAAGCAAAUACCACAUUUAAGGCGCCAAAUGAUUUACCAAGCCAAUACUCCAUUCAAGUUUUAGUUGCGAAUCCAAGUAAUCCGCCCAACAAAGAGAAAGAUAUUAUAGGUUGUAGAAUCGCAGAUGCUAGCUCCUUCUAA
This is a messenger RNA of Dentiscutata erythropus, 459 nucleotides long. NCBI's taxonomy places the organism in Eukaryota, Fungi, Glomeromycota, Glomeromycetes, Diversisporales, Gigasporaceae. The record is from the annotation of a GenBank genome assembly.